GCGGGUGCAGCCCUGGUCCGGCGCGGGUAAGAUUUUCCCGCGCCCAGAGUCUUGGUUUUGGAGGGACGGGGACCCGUAGGUUCCUUAGCGUCGCCCUUUCCAACCUUCCGUCAGUUGAGAUCUGACAAGAUCAAAGCUGCAGAAGAAUGGACAGUGAGGUACAGAGAGAUGGAAGGAUCUUGGAUUUGAUUGACGAUGCUUGGCGAGAAGAUAAGCUGCCAUAUGAGGAUGUUGCAAUACCACUGAAUGAGCUUCCUGAACCUGAACAGGACAACGGUGGCACCACGGAAUCUGUUAAGGAACAAGAAAUGAAGUGGACCGACUUGGCCUUACAGUAUCUCCAUGAGAAUGUUCCCCCUGUAGGAAACUAACACCUGGCUCCUUUCUCAUGGACAGAUUUUUGAAAAUUACAUAGAUACAAAAUGUUU
Mustela erminea (ermine) is the source of this 428-nucleotide messenger RNA. RefSeq names its product anaphase promoting complex subunit 13 (gene ANAPC13). Gene Ontology annotation, biological process: protein K11-linked ubiquitination. Bases 147 to 371 code for a protein of 74 amino acids. The record is from RefSeq and is a predicted model, not a curated record. The transcript has 3 exons. NCBI's taxonomy places the organism in Eukaryota, Metazoa, Chordata, Mammalia, Carnivora, Mustelidae. Gene Ontology annotation, cellular component: anaphase-promoting complex.